Penaeus indicus is the source of this 4138-nucleotide messenger RNA. RefSeq names its product myb-like protein X. NCBI's taxonomy places the organism in Eukaryota, Metazoa, Arthropoda, Malacostraca, Decapoda, Penaeidae. Bases 1 to 3828 code for a protein of 1275 amino acids. The transcript is spliced from 11 exons. The record is from RefSeq and is a predicted model, not a curated record.
AUGGUCGUGAGAUCCCCGCCAGGAUGCUGCGGCGGCGUCUUCUACAUCCUGCAAGGAACCAAAGUGCUCCCGAGGGACCGCGUGAUAACUUCCCCGAAUUACCCGCAGCCUUACUUGAACAACAUCAGGUGUCCGUACGUGUUCAGGUGUGUAUCGGACAAACCAGGCGACGGCCCUUGUCCCAUCAAGGUAGACUUCAUGGACUUCGACCUCGAGCAGCUAAACAUGCUGUCCUUCACGAAUUUCCGGGACGAAGAGAACGCGAUCAUCGGCUGCGAUUCCUGCGUCGGGAAAGGGGCCAAGAAGUGCGGCAACAGCGACAGCGUGAUUGUCUCAAGAUGCGGUAAAAUCUACGGUUCCGAGACCCAGACAUAUUGUCCCAAACGAGUACCGAAAAGAAGCAUCACUGGAAAUAAGGAGAUAAUUUUGUACUUCAAAACCAACGAAGCCAUCGCAGACCAGGGCUUUUCGGUGAUAGCCAGCGCCACCGAUGAAAAAUAUGGUAUUUAUACUCCAGAAGAAUUGGAAAGCUCCUGCCAGUGCGGCCUUGGCAUCGCUUCUUUGAUCAGGAAGGAUAUAAGGAAAACUAAUGCUAAGAAGAAGGAAAAGAAAAAGAAAAAGAAGAGUGAGAAGGAUUCCCAAACUAAUACCUUUAGGCGAAAGAGGGAAUUGAGGAAGAAUGGUAGAGAGGCAGAGGAUGGGGGAAAGGUGGAAGGGAAGAUAGAACGAGGUAAUCCGGAUGGUACAAAAAGAAGGAAAAUGGAAAAGGAAGAGGAUAAAGAUGGGGAAAAGGGGAAAGGGAAGAUAGAACGAGGUAAUCCGGAUGGUAAAAGGAGAAGGAAAAUGAAAAAGGGAGAGGAGGAUAAAGAUCGUAGGAGAGGAGAGGGGAAAAAGGACGAGCAAAGGAAAAGAGAGAGAAAAGGUGAUAUUCAGCGACAAAAUAAAAAUAAAAAACAGGGCGCUGACCAGAGAAAUACGAAAACGGUGAAAAAGAACAAACAGAAUAAAAAGACCGAAGGGAAUAAGAAGAAAAGAAGGAAAUCACAGAAGGAAGAUAGAGAAAGAGAGAGAAACAACAUGAAAAGGAAAAGAAAGAAAAUUAAUUCACGAGAGGGGGGGAUGGCAGACCGGAUAGAGGGACGGAAAGAGGCCGAUACGAACAAAGGAGAUAACCAAUUCUUGAAGAAAACGAAGAACAGAAAACAAUAUCCUCAUGAGGUCCUCAUCGGCUUUAUAAGACUGAGAAAGAAGAAGAGGAGACCGAAUCUGGAGAAGAGAAGCGUGGAUGAGGCCGACGAGCUCACACAGGGGAAUGGCGGCGAGCUACACAGGGCGAAGAGAGCCACCAUUUCCGGAAAGUUUAUCCAACCAAACAGGAUAUGUGUCGGUACUCUGGUCAGCGAACGGUUUGUUCUUACGACCACGUCCUGUUGCCGGUACUGUGUCACAAUCUGGCUCAGAAAAUACCGAAAGAAACAACAAACAACUCAGUCCCACUUAUACACCAGAAGAAAGAGGGACACGUCAGACGAAGGUGAUAAAAGAGGGGUGAAGGGGAACGGAAGAGAAAAGGAGGGUGGGAAGAAAACUAGGCGAAAUGGAGAUGUACAGAAGGAAAAUAAUAGAAAAAGGGGAAAGGGAAAGAGCCGCAUAGGACAAAAUGGUGUUCAGAAGAGACAGAAGGAAACCGAUGACAAUGAUAAGAACAAGAAGAAGAAGAAGAAGGAGAAGAAGCAGGAGAGGAAGAAGGAAAGGAGGGAGAGGAAAAGAGAGAAGAAACAGCUAAAGAAAAAGAAGAAGAAGGAGCAGAAAAAGAAAAAGAAGAAGGAAGAAAGGAAAAAGAAGAAACAGGCCGAUAAACAGAAAGAAAAGAAGAAGAAGAAGAUUUCCACAAAGGGAUUCAACAAGCCUCGCCCCGUUGACAUCGUGAUGGCAAUCGGCAAGUCAAAGAUCAACAUUGACGAGCUGACGCGAAAAGAUGUCCUGAGUCCCAAGAAAAUCUUCAUCGAUGAAAACUGUUACGCAAAGAUGAAGAUAAAGGAAAUAGACGGCGUUCAGACCUACAAGAUGGAAUGCCCCGUGUUAUUGCAGCUGAGGAAGCCAAUCCAGGUGUCGAAGGAAGUAGCACCCAUGUGUCUUCCUAUGUUUCAACCGAAUAAGUUCCGAGGCAGCAAGGCAUACUCAUUAACAAGAGGGUACCACAGCAUGCAGAAGGAAGACAAGCAGUUUUCACAAUACCCCUACGCCUUUAUCGGAGGGAAAGUGAAAAACACGAAGAAAUGCCAGCAGGUGUUGAAGAAGCACUUGGACGAAUCCCUCGUGUGCUCCAUCGGGAAGAAGAAGCAAGGGAGCAUGUGCACGGGUUCUGAAGGCGCUCCACUAAUACAAUACCAAUUUUCGGGAGGAGGCUACAAGAAACACAACACCCUUGUGGCGAUUCUGCAAACACCAGGCUGCGUAAAUACAAAGAAGAAGAAGAAGAACAAGAACAAGGGAAAAAAGAAGGAGAACGAUGAUACAGAACAGGCGUCACGAAAUGAUAAUAGAGGACAGGGCCGGAAUAAUAAGAAAGGAAGAAAGAGGAAGGAAGGCGAAGCAGGACAGACGCCACGAAAUAGUAACAGGGGACAACAAGGCCGGAAUAAUAAGAAAGGAAGAAAGAGGAAAGAAGGCGAAGCAGGACAGACGCCACGAAAUGGUAUUAGGGGACAACGAGGCCAGAAAGAAAGGAAAGAAGGCGAAGCAGGACAAACGCCACGAAAUGAUGACAGGGGACAACGAGGCCGGAAUAAUAAGAAAGGAAGAAAGAGGAAAGAAGGCGAAGCAGGACAAACGCCACGAAAUAGUAACAGGGGACAACAAGGCCGGAAUAAUAAGAGAGGAAGGAAGAGGAAGGAAGGCGAAGCAGGACAGACGCCACGAGGCAAUGGCGGAAAUGGCCUGAGACGGCAGACGGAAACUCAAAGGAAAUUGGGAGAACAGAAGCAGACGUCUGACCGUGGGAACCGCCGUCGAGACCAAAAUGAGAGUGUAAAACUGUCAAAAGAAAGAACUAAAAGACAAGCAGGCGAAAAGGAAGAACAGAGAAGGAAGGGCAAUGUGAACAAGACGGAUAAGAAACCGAAGAACAAGGACGAAGACGAGAAAGAGAACGAUAAACAAAAGAACACAGGCGGAAGUAAAAAUAUGAACAGGAAGGGGAAUGAAGAAAAUAAGAAAAGGAAGAGAAAUAAGAAACCGAAGAACACGAAUGAAGAAAAUAAGGGAAGGAAGAGGAAUGACAAACUAAUCAACACGAAUAAAGACGAGAAUAAGAAAAGGAAGAAUAGCAGUAUGCAGAAAGAUAGAGAAAAUAAAAACACAAGAGGAAAUAAAAAUAUAAACAAGCAGAAUAAUAGGAAACCGAACCAGGGAGAGAGAGAGAAAAUGAAGAAAAGGAAGAAAAAAUCCAGUAUACAGACAAAAAGAACAAAUAAGAAUAUAAGUGAGAGGACAAAUGGAAAUAGAGGCACGAAACCCGCAAAAAAUAAAAAAGAGCCCAAACAACAGAAUGAUGAGGACAAGAAGAAGAAGAAGAAGAAAAAGAAGAAGAAGAAGAAGAAGGGCAAAAAUAAGAACAUCGUCGCCAGGUACAGCAAGAACCAGCCAACCGUCUACACCAAGAACAGACGCAACCGUAAUAAUGUCGAUGUUUGGAUAAAGGUUUCCUCCUUCCUCACUUGGAUGUUGACGGUCGUGACGGCAAACAGCCCCAACCCUGUGUGUUAUCGCGCCCCGCAGUUAACAUCAGCCCCGAACAUAACUAAUGUUCUCCCCUCGUGCAGUUAGUCGGGAAUCUGGGAAUCUAAGACUAGGAAUCACUGAAACGAGACAUCCAUUCUUUUGUGAACUAUUUGCGCAAGUUAGGGAACGCUUAUUACAUUUUUUUUUUUUUUUUUUUGUUCCCACUGGCACUGUACUUUCCAAAAAGUAAAGUAUUUCUGACAUUUUAUUUGCAUUGGGAAACUUGUUGAAUUUUGUCAUAUUACGUUAGAGAGGAUCAGGUACACUUAUACACUGCAUGAUGCACUGUAAAAAAAAAAAAAAUUAAAAAAGCAUUUGGAUGCUUCUUGAGUUUAAUGGCCAUAUUCAAAGGUAU